Nicotiana tabacum (common tobacco) is the source of this 1235-nucleotide messenger RNA. Lineage: Eukaryota; Viridiplantae; Streptophyta; Magnoliopsida; Solanales; Solanaceae. The record is from RefSeq and is a predicted model, not a curated record.
UUCACCUUUCUUUUUGCCUCUCUUUUUCUCAUUUCCUUGGUUUUUUUCCCUCUCGCUUUCCGUCCCCAUUUUCCGCACAAAACUGAACACAGCCCUAAAUCUCAAAUUUCCCGUUAAAACGCCAUUUCCACUGUAAAAUCAAUAAGCAUUUAGUUUUUUUUUUUUUUUGAUAAUAAUAAGCAUUUAGGGUUUUGAACACUAAAUUCGCUGAUAACGAAUCAAAUCAAAUCAUUCUUCGGGAAAUUCUCAGUUAUGGUGAAAGGUUAGGUUCUCUGAUAAGGCUCCUUGGCUCUUGAAGAGUGGAAUAUACUAGCCUGCCUCGGUCUGUAACUAAUUUUUGUAGUAAACUGGAGCUCAUUUCACUAUGUCGGGAUUCAAUCGCAAUGGAGUCAAUUUGAUCAACUGCUUCUUUCAUUUUUCUGAAUGGCAUCCAGUUGAAUAGCAAAGUCAACUGGGGCUUGAAGCCCAUAUCAAAAUUUUCCCUUUUAAGAGUAUCAUACUACUUUUACCUUUCUUUAUAAUCAAGGAUCAUACUGCUUUUAUCUUUGGAUUGGUAUGUGAAUUGAGUUGCAUAUUGAUUUGUAACAACACACAUGCUAAUUUUCAGGUGUGGGGAUCAAAUUGUUAUCGGGUUGUAUAGUGUAGUCAUUACAACUUUCUGUAGUUUCUUGAUGUUCGUGAAGGGGCAUUCUGUUGCUAAAGUGACAGAAAUGGGGUGCUGUGGGUGUUUUGGGUUCUGUUUUGCUAGGAAACCAAAGAGGGUGGGAAGGCCCAAUUUGGGAUUGUCAAAUAACUGUUCUCAGGAGUCUUUGUUGUAUGAAGAGGGGGAGGAAGAAGAUGGUUGCUCCUACAAUGGUGAUGUAACUGAUACUGGUAAUGGGGAUGAUGGUGAGUAUCACAGCCCAGUCAAACGCUCUGAAGAGAUUCUCAUGUACAGAGCUCAAAAUGGGUUGGUUUGCAGGGAGAUCCCUGUCAAGGAAACCCACAAAGUCACACGGGAUGAGGAUGAAGAUGGGAACAAGAUGGUUAAUGAGUAUGUACGUGAAUAUAAGAUUGGUUCUGGUAGCUAUGGAAAAGUGGUUCUAUAUCGGAGCCGUACUGACGGAAAACAUUAUGCCAUUAAGGCCUUUCGCAAGUCUCAUUUAUUAAAAUUGCGUGUGGCACCUUCAGAAACUGCUAUGUCGGAUGUUCUUCGUGAGGUAAACAAUAGUCCAUUGUGAAAAUAGGAGAAGAGA